Messenger RNA from Penicillium subrubescens, 1995 nucleotides. RefSeq lists its product as uncharacterized. The transcript has 5 exons. The coding region runs from base 1 to 1995 and encodes 664 amino acids. Lineage: Eukaryota; Fungi; Ascomycota; Eurotiomycetes; Eurotiales; Aspergillaceae. Gene Ontology annotation, biological process: DNA-templated transcription; regulation of DNA-templated transcription. The record is from RefSeq and is a predicted model, not a curated record. Gene Ontology annotation, molecular function: DNA-binding transcription factor activity, RNA polymerase II-specific; DNA binding; zinc ion binding. Gene Ontology annotation, cellular component: nucleus.
AUGGCAGCCAGUAUCCGGCAGCGGCCGGGUUUGGCCUGUGAGGAGUGCCGAAGGCGAAAAGCACGAUGUGAUCGUGCCCGGCCAAUAUGUGGAAGUUGUAUAGAGAAUGGGACGGCGUGUAUAGUGAAUGAGAAACGCCCACAACGAGGUCCAAAGAAAGGGCAGCUUCAAGCAUUGCGAAGCCGAGUCGCAAUGCUCGAACGUCAACUUGUUGGCCAGCUUGAUGGCUUUGAUGGGGAAGCGACGAAGCAACGAACCACACCAGUAUCAACACCUCCAUUUGAAGAAAUCCCCGUCCCCAUUCGGGAGAGAGACACUACUAUACUGAAUCAAGACUCUUUUGACAUCGGAAACUUCUUCACCCAGACAGAUGGUAGAUCACCGGAUCUUACAUAUUUGUCCGACUUCCAAGAACUCCCUGAGCUAUCGCCUGAUUUCACCAAUGUGGACGCUAUAUCUGCUACCUGCAUGGAUUGGCAUACGGCUGGUGGCAUCAUUAUGUCCAAUAUAGGAACAACGACGCCUGUGAAGCAAUACGAAGCAAUCCCAACACACAUUAGAGAUAAUCUGUGCCUCCCUGCCUUGGUUCGAGCAGAUUUGGAUCAACUGUACUUCGAACGUGUCCACCUUGUCUCCCCUAUCGUGCACAAGCAGAAAUAUUUUGAAUGGGCGUUAGACCCGAGCCACUCUCCCACUCCUGCCCAAGCGUGUCUUCAGCGCGCGAUGCAUACCGCAGCUGCAGCCGCGUCUUCGCAGUUUCGGGAGAUCGAGGAUGCCCUUUAUCUGGACACGCGCGAGAUGCUUAGCGCGCUGGAAAGCAGAUGUGUUGGUGGAAGUAGGAAAUAUCGACCUCGGUCUGCCAGCAACAACAUGCCAUUGGAGCAAAUCCAGGCAUGGCUCCUUCUCGCGCAAUAUGAGUUUCUACGCAAAAACGAAGACCAAGCAAUGAUCACGGCUGGCAGAGCUUUUCGGCUUGUCCAGCUGGCGAGGUUGUUUGACGUUGACUCUCCAAGUUCAUCAUCUGCUGUGACAGGAUUUACUACAGAGGGUGGAGAAGGCGUUGGUUAUGGCAAUGAGCAUACUGGGCUUCAGUCAACCCAGGAGCCUUUCGCUAGAAGGGAGGAGAAAAGAAGAGUGUUUUGGAUGGCAUACUGUUUGGAUAGAUUUCUGAACUGGCGCAAUGAGUGGCCAUUGACUCUUGACGAAGAAACAAUACACACCCGUCUCCCAGCACCCGAGACCAACUUCCAACAUAAUCAACCGAUUCAGACUGAUUUCUUACUUGAUGUCUUGGACGGCAAUGGACAAGCGCCAGUAGCAACCCCUUUUGCUGAAUGCAUCCUCCUCGCGACACUAUGUGGCAGAUGCAUGUCCCACCGGCGCCUCGCAUCAGUAGUGACCUUGUCCAAGGGGGGAUGUGAGCCACGCGAGUUCUGGUCCAGACACGACUCUCUGGCAGCAGCCGUGGAGAAACGUCGUCAGUCAAUUGCCCAAAGCUUCCACUGCUCCAGUAGUAGUGGCAAGUGGAAUGGCCCAUCGGUUCCUGCGCCUGCAUCAAAUCUCGACAUCGAUCCAAUGCUUACCUUCACCUACGUACUAGCUCAGGGUGCCAUAAUCUAUCUAAGCACGACAACCGAGACUGCCAAUUGGCAGUCUGUCGAACAUCAGGUUAGGGCAUCGACCUAUCAGCAGAGAGCAUUCCGGGCGGCGGUUGAGCUGGUACAUCUGGCCAAAGUCAUUCCAAGAAUCGGGCGGUUCAAGGUCCACCCGUUUGUGCCGAGUGCACUCUCACAGGCCGUGGAAUUUCUCACUUCUCACACUAACUCGCCAUGUAUGGUCACAUCAGGUGGGGAAGAUACAGCAGAUGGUUUGGCCGCAUUGUUUAACGCACUUGACAACUUGAAAGAUAUCAACAAUCUUGCCCGGGAGCUUCUAGAUGAACUAGACCAGGAAGGCACUUGCCGAGGCUAUAAGAGAGCCAAUUAUAUGUAUUAG